Molecule: messenger RNA, 998 nt
Organism: Schistosoma rodhaini
Lineage: Eukaryota; Metazoa; Platyhelminthes; Trematoda; Strigeidida; Schistosomatidae
Source: the annotation of a GenBank genome assembly
AUGAGCAUUGUUAAUACAGAAGAUACUCCAGCAGUCUUGGUUAUUUUUCAGUUCGACAAGGAAUUAUGUAAGACAUUCAACAACAGUGUAGUUCGUCAGAAAAGUGUAAUGAAAAGCUAUGGGAACGGUCAGUUUGUUGGUUUCGCUGAAGAAGUUGUUUGUUUAGACGGUGACUGGAAACGCAAUACAACAGUUGGCUUUCUACAUUUUGAUUCUGCUAUGGCAGCUCAGAGAUGGCUUAUCAGUGAUCCAAUAGUUCGUCAGCACGACUGGUUGGAUGAUGCAGAAAUAUGGAUUGUACCUUUGUGUACGGAAAUUAGACUAUGGAAUUAUUUGCAAUUGAGUUUAUUUAACUCAAUUAAUGAAGACAACUUUAAGAACCAAUAUUUACCUAAAUUUGAAGAAUCAGUAUCAAAAUUUGGAGGAGUACCAUUUAUUAGUUCAACUCCCUAUAUUGAAGUACCUCGAGGACUAAAAGAAAUUGACUAUUUAAUUAUUACUGAAUGGCCUGAUGAGGAUAGUUCUCUUAAAUGGAACCGAAGUCAAUUAUAAAGCGAUAUUGUACAGAAAAAUAAAACUUAAAAAAACUGGUAGCACGCUACAGAGAAGCGUCAAGGAUAUACUUCUAAUACUCACGAAAUAUAAACUGGAAAUUUCCUAAUUUUGAAGGACGUCGAAACAAGCUAUCCAAAAGGAGACAAAUAUGAAGGAAGCCUACAAUAAAACUUCGGGGUGAUUUAGGAGAAACUGGACCUUCAAGAAGCUUUCUCCUGAUACCCAGGAAGAAUUCUUUUCUGCUAACGUAACUAUUUUUGAGCAGAACUCCCAAGUCUAACUUCCUCCAAAGUCCUUCAGCAUGUACACUUUUUGUGAAUGUAAAAUAAAUGCUUAAAACCUAAUAAAUCCACUUUCCCUCUGAUACACUAAGUUUGAGGGAAAACCCAUAGGAUAACAUCUAUCAAAUCCAUACAUUUGACGAAAGUUAGUCAUGUUUAACC